AUUAUGGAAUCUAUUGUGAUUCUGUUUUCUUUUCCUUGUACUAACUUUUUUUAAUACUUGAAUUCAAACAAUCUAAACCUCGCCAAAUUGAACUAAUUAUUACAUUUAAAUAAUGGGUGAUUUGAAUGUAGCCAUCGGCCGUGUGGCUCUUUUAGCUACUUCUGGUUAUUCAUUGUCACAGUGCAUGGAUUUGAAAUAUGUCAGAGUUGCAUUUGCAUUGUAUGCUGUGGAUGGAGCAUUAGGGAUUUUGGACUAUGGAUUGCCCAAAAGCAAUGCAAAAGUGAAGAAAGCACUUGCGUUUGUGGAUAGAGUUUCAAAGCCGUGCUACACACCACUUGUUGCAGCAGAAGCUAUUCUGUUUGCAGGUUUUGAAGAAAAGUUUUCUUAUUGCCACCUCGUAUUCCCAAUUGCAUAUGUUGUACUUACUGAAGUUCUCAAGAAAAAUGUUCCUCAAGAUCUAGUUGACCUGAGUGCCAUUUGCAAUUCUAUUUCAGUUGGUUUCUCAGCUUACAAGAAGGAUGACAUAUUGUAUGGAGGACUAACAGGAGUGUUUAACAUUGCAGCUUUCUUAGGUUGCAAAUUUAACUCUAUGGAAUUCUUUCUAGUGUUAUCAGGUGCUAAUCUAUUAGCAUUACAGUUCUUCAAGCAGAGUUUAAUAUAGACCAAAAACACACAAAAAUUGAACUACAAUACAAUUUGUUUUAGUAAACCUAUUGUCAGUUGUUAGAUAUUCCUAAUUACUGAAAUAAUGUGUUAAUUUAAACAUCUACUAUUAUAUUUAAGACAUAAAUGUUUGAUCAGUUGAUUCUAAAUUAAAGUUAAAUAAAGGUUUAAUUAAUUGUCUGCGUA
Messenger RNA from Macrosteles quadrilineatus (aster leafhopper), 849 nucleotides. RefSeq lists its product as uncharacterized. NCBI's taxonomy places the organism in Eukaryota, Metazoa, Arthropoda, Insecta, Hemiptera, Cicadellidae. The record is from RefSeq and is a predicted model, not a curated record. The transcript has 2 exons. Bases 113 to 661 code for a protein of 182 amino acids.